UCUGUGAAAUAUUUAUGGGCAUUCAGACCGCCAAUGAACGGUUGGCUCGAAAGUUUCAAAAGCUUCAGUGUUGACAGUUCUUUUAACUAGAUGAAAUCAAUGAAAAAUUAAAGGCUGCCCAACAAUAAAUCUUCGAAGCCGGUGGCAACUUGCGAAAAAAUUACAGAUUGAAAACAGAAUCGUAAUUGCCAUCAUGGAGUCCAAUCUUACAAUGCCAGAAAACGUUGUUCCAAAGCCAAAUGUGAACUCCUUUUUCAAUUCUGCUCCUUUUCAUCCACACCCGUUUCACCAUUGUUUCCCACACAAUUGUUGCCCUUCGUACCAUUGGGUAUACCCUUCAUUCACAUGCGGUCAUGCCCAUCCAAGUUGCCCCAAUUGUUUUAAACUAUUUGUUCCAGAGCACACUAAAAUAAAUGAAUCUUUGACUGCCGAGAAGGUGCCACAUAUGUGUCCACCUCAUUCAAAUGCUUCAGCAAGAUCAUUACCUAAGAGCUCAACAGCAGCUGGCCAGUAUCCUGCUGUUCAACCUCCUGGUUUUUGUCGGCCAUUUUAUCCCCAUAGGACACCCAUAUAUCCUCAUCAUCAUUUCUGUAGCUGCAGAGUACAUGGUUGCUGGCAGCAUCCUUGUUUGUCGCCAACGAGAUCUUUUCCUCCAUUUCCUUUAUGUUCCAUGCCUCGACCAGUUCCUCUCUUCUCCUCCAUGCCACAUGUCUGCCCUGUAAACUCUGGUUAUAAUGGAUCUGAUUUGAAGCCUGCGCCAACAUUUUCAGGAAGUGUUGCCGGCGAACCAAUAUCUUCACAUAUGGGCACCGAAUGUGAAAAUUGGAAUGAAAAUGGUACAAUGGAAAAUGCAUAUGAGAUACAGGAGGAAGAGGAUGAGCCCACGUUUGUUUUGACAGAUGAAUGGGUGGAGUUUUUUGCCAAAUCCGAGGCUAGGAGACAACAAAAAAAAAAACAACAACAGAAGGAGGCAAAGAAAAUGCGCAAAGCCGAGAGAUUGGCAUCGAAGAAGCAUGACGAUGAAGUUGAAAUUGCGGACUCCUUCGUACAUGCACCCAAAGACGGGAACACAUCUACCAUUGAUUAGAUAGCAGAUAAUAGUGAUGUUAUAUUGUGGCCAAUGUCAAUAGCUUCAUAUAAAAAGGCCAAAUUCACAGAAUAUAGUUAAAGUUUUGGGAACAUAUUCUCUGAAAGUAGCUCUUGGUAUGUUCCUCUCCUUCUCUCUCUGUCCAGAGACCAAGGCACCAUCUGAAUAUAUUCUUUGUGUCAUGAAUUUGUAUAUUGGUUUUGCUAAGUUUGUAUCUUCCUUGUGUCAAGUACAUUUCUUAUCUGUUUAUGAGGCCAUCACUUCUUGUAGAGACAGUUGUUUUGGCUUGUGAUGAUAUGUUCAUCCAGCAUAGUAUUUUAUGUCUUUCUUCACAAGAAUAGUGUACAAUUAUUAAAUGUAUAUUCCAUUCAUAAUUGAGUUCAUGCACACGUUUUUAUUGCUGCAUGCUCUUUGUA
This is a messenger RNA of Cryptomeria japonica (Japanese cedar), 1503 nucleotides long. RefSeq lists its product as uncharacterized. Bases 194 to 1087 code for a protein of 297 amino acids. The transcript is spliced from 3 exons. The record is from RefSeq and is a predicted model, not a curated record. Lineage: Eukaryota; Viridiplantae; Streptophyta; Pinopsida; Cupressales; Cupressaceae.